Messenger RNA from Dioscorea cayenensis subsp. rotundata (Guinea yam), 3599 nucleotides. RefSeq names its product protein argonaute 1B-like. Gene Ontology annotation, cellular component: cytoplasm. NCBI's taxonomy places the organism in Eukaryota, Viridiplantae, Streptophyta, Magnoliopsida, Dioscoreales, Dioscoreaceae. Gene Ontology annotation, molecular function: RNA binding; protein binding. Bases 151 to 3438 code for a protein of 1095 amino acids. Gene Ontology annotation, biological process: regulatory ncRNA-mediated post-transcriptional gene silencing. The transcript has 23 exons. The record is from RefSeq and is a predicted model, not a curated record.
UUCAGCCGAGUUAGUGUUAGUGGGCGGUUUUCUCAAGCUUUCUCUUUCUCUAGCUCUCCGUCUCUGAGAGGGCGGAGGAGGGUUGCUGGAUAUAGCGAUUUGGGGGAGAGGAAUCAAGGGUUUCUAGUGUGAAAUUAGUGAGUUGCUACCAUGGUUAGGAAGAGGAGAACUGAACUGCCAGGGACUGGGGAGGCCUCUGAGCCACAGGAGUCUAGUGGGGGCAGUGGACGAGGUGUUCCUCAGCCUCCAGGUGAAAGGACUCCAAUCCCUCAACAUGGGGGUGGGGGACGGAGUUGGGGCUCAGGUAGUUCGCAACAGUCCCAACAAGGCGGCCGUGGUGGUGGAUAUUACCACAGCCGUGGUGGUGGUCAGCCACGUGGUGGGAUGGUCACUCAACAUCCUGGUGGCCCACCUUCUGAACUCCAGGGUCGAGGUGGUGCUCAAUCACAUGGCGGAAUGGUGCCUCGUCAGCCUGGUGGGCUGCCUCCUGAAUUCCAGGGUCGAGGUGGUCCUCGACCACGGGGUGGGACGCCACCGCGCCAGUAUCAUGGAGGUCGCAGGGGUGGUGGUGCUGGUCCCAGCAGUAGCCGUGGAUCCUCUUCCUUUCCUGGUCCAUCCGGGCCAUCAGCACCCGAGCUGCACCAAGCAACCCAAGCUCCACAUCAAGCUUUGCCACCAUUGCAAUCACAAGCCAGUUCUUCAUCUCAGCCACCUGAAGUUGCUGUUCAGCAGCAACUUCAGCAGCUUUCAAUUCAAGGAGAGUCUUCGUCAAGCAUUAUAAUCCAGCCAGCUACUACAGUUGUUGCAUCCAGUAAAUCAAUGAGAUUUCCUCUGCGUCCUGGAAAGGGUAGUUAUGGGGACAGAUGUGUGGUCAAAGCAAAUCAUUUUUUUGCCGAACUUCCUGAUAAAGAUCUCCAUCAAUAUGAUGUUACAAUAACUCCUGAAAUAACAUCUCGUGGUGUGAAUCGAGCUGUCAUGGAACAACUGGUUAAGCUAUACAGAGAGUCUCACUUAGGAGGUCGCCUUCCAGCUUAUGACGGGCGAAAAAGUCUUUACACAGCUGGGCCCCUGCCUUUUACUUCGAGAACCUUUGAAAUCACCCUUUAUGAUGAGGAAGAUGGUGCUGCGGGUGGUCAGAGGAGGGAAAGACCAUUCAAGGUUGUAAUCAAGUUCGCUGCCCGUGCUGAUCUCCACCAUUUAGAGCUGUUUUUAUCUGGGAAACAAGCUGAAGCUCCUCAAGAAGCUCUUCAAGUUCUUGACAUUGUUCUUCGCGAAUUGCCUACUGCAAGAUAUUUACCGGUUGGCCGUUCAUUUUAUUCUCCUGACCUUGGGAGAAGGCAAGCUCUUGGUGAGGGCUUAGAAAGCUGGCGUGGGUUUUACCAGAGCAUCCGCCCUACGCAAAUGGGGCUGUCACUUAAUAUUGACAUGUCAUCCACGGCUUUUAUUGAGCCACUUCCAGUUAUUGACUUUGUCACCCAGCUUCUGAACAAAGAUGUCUCUGCCAGACCAUUGUCAGAUGCUGAUCGAGUGAAGAUCAAGAAAGCUUUGAGAGGGGUCAAGGUUGAGGUUACACAUCGUGGGAAUAUGCGCCGAAAGUACCGUAUAUCUGGUUUAACAUCUCAAGCUACGAGAGAGCUGACGUUUCCUGUUGAUGAAAGAGGAACCAUGAAGUCUGUGGUGCAAUAUUUUCAAGAGACUUAUGGUUUCAGCAUUCAGCAUGCAACAUUACCUUGCUUGCAAGUGGGAAAUCAACAGAGGCCAAAUUAUCUACCGAUGGAGGUAUGCAAGAUUGUUGAAGGCCAAAGGUACUCCAAGAGGUUGAACGAGAAACAGAUUACUGCACUUCUUAAGGUGACCUGCCAACGCCCACAGGAACGAGAGCGUGAUAUUAUGAAGACUGUCCACCACAACGCAUAUCAUGAUGAUCCCUAUGCAAGGGAAUUUGGAAUCAAGAUCAGUGAGAAACUUGCUUCUGUUGAGGCACGGAUUUUGCCUGCACCAUGGCUCAAAUACCAUGAUACUGGCAGAGAGAAAGAUGUUUUGCCCCGGGUUGGCCAAUGGAAUAUGAUGAAUAAGAAAAUGGUCAAUGGUGGAAGGGUAAAUAAUUGGGCAUGCAUUAACUUUUCGCGAAAUGUACAAGAUAAUCUUGCACGUGGUUUUUGUCAUGAGCUGGCUCAGAUGUGCCAUAUAUCUGGAAUGGAUUUUGCUUUAGAGCCUAUUCUUCCACCAUCAAGUUCCCGACCUGAGCACGUGGAACGAGCUUUAAAAGCGAGAUAUAAUGAUGUCAUGAACAAACUCAAACCUGAGGGCAAAGAACUUGAUUUGCUUAUUGUAAUUCUUCCUGACAAUAAUGGUUCUCUUUACAGUGAUCUUAAACGGAUUUGCGAGACGGAUCUUGGAUUGGUCUCACAGUGCUGUCUAACUAAGCAUGUAUUUAAGAUGAGCAAACAAUAUUUAGCUAAUGUUGCUCUUAAGAUAAACGUGAAGGUUGGUGGAAGAAACACAGUACUCAUGGAUGCUCUGACAAGGCGUAUACCUCUUGUCAGUGAUAGGCCAACCAUAAUAUUUGGGGCAGAUGUUACUCAUCCUCAUCCAGGGGAGGACUCCAGCCCCUCCAUAGCUGCUGUUGUUGCUUCUCAAGAUUGGCCAGAGGUCACAAAGUAUACUAGUAGGGUGAGCGCUCAAGCCCAUCGGCAAGAACUGAUACAAGAUUUAUUUAAAGUCUGGCAAGAUCCCCAAAGAGGAACUCUUAGCGGUGGCAUGAUAAAGGAUCUCCUUAUCUCCUUCAAACGAGCAACUGGUCAGAAACCUCAGCGUAUUAUAUUCUUCAGGGAUGGUGUUUCUGAGGGUCAAUUCUAUCAAGUGCUACUGUAUGAGCUUGACGCAAUACGAAAGGCAUGCGCUUCUUUGGAGCCUAAUUAUCAGCCUCCAGUGACUUUCGUGGUUGUGCAAAAGCGCCAUCAUACCCGACUAUUUGCAAAUAACCAUGCAGAUCAGCGCUCUGUUGAUAAGAGUGGAAAUAUAUUACCUGGCACCGUUGUUGAUUCCAAGAUUUGCCAUCCAACUGAGUUCGACUUCUACUUGUGCAGCCAUGCUGGCAUACAAGGUACAAGCCGCCCUGCUCAUUACCAUGUUUUAUGGGAUGAGAACAAGUUCACUGCAGACCAACUCCAGUCCCUUAUCAACAAUCUAUGCUACACUUAUGCGAGGUGCACAAGAUCAGUAUCUAUUGUGCCACCCGCUUACUACGCUCACUUGGCUGCUUUUCGAGCUCGUUGUUACAUGGAGCCAGAGACUUCUGAUAGUGGAUCAAUGGCAAGUGGUGCGGUUGGUCGAGGUGCUCCUGUAGCAAGCCGCAGCCGUGUCCCGGGUUCCGCCGCCGUGAGGCCCCUUCCUGCACUAAAGGAAAAUGUUAAGAGAGUCAUGUUCUAUUGCUAAGAAGCAAGCUGCAAAAACAAAGACCCUUUUAUUAUUCUGAAGUUAAGUUUGUUUUAUGUUUUGAACAGUGAUUGCUUGAGUUGUUUUAUGGUGGUACCUAAAACUCAAUUAUGUAUGUUCUUAACCUGACUUUGAAGCAAUGUUAUGUUUGUGUUGUAUUU